AUGCAAGUACCGGAAGAGGGCUUUGACUCGUUACCUCCGGCAGUGAGACGAAAGUUCUUCUCGAAUGUCGAGCGCUUGCGCAUGAGGUUAGAUCAGGAAGCCCCUGGGUGCUCCACGUAUGACUAUCAUCAUGCUCGGGCCUAUCGGACGAAUCAUGCUCACGGGCCACCCCUCCACCGUGGGCUUCGAACAGCGACCGUGACAAAGAGACGAGGUCUGGAGAAACGUUCUGCAUCUCCCAAAAAACUGCGUAAACCUGGUUCCCUCCAAUUGGCCUACCUGGUUGCUCAGGCGGACUCGCAAUGCUUUCAUUCUCUCCCCGCUAAGAUCCAACAAAAGCUUUUCUCCCCUGAGGAACGCCGUCGUCUCCGCAUUGCCUAUCGCGAUAGCGUGAUUCUGGACGCGGCCGACGAGGCUUUUUAUCGUCGCGACCGGGCUCGUCGUCAUUUCUCGACCGACUCUCUGCCCUCGGAGACGUCUGGUGACCAUCCUGCCUCCGUCUUUUGGGAAUCAGAUUCAGAAUCCGUCGACGAGAACGAAUCCUCCAAGAUGGAUGAGGCCAUCUAUGAUAGUUUCCGGUGGCUGGACGGCGAUGGGGAUCUGGACUUGUCGCUCGACGAGUACCACGCCCAUAUCGCCGACGCGGCCACUCAUCAAGGGAAAGCCUGGCGUCGUCCUUCCUUUCGCCGCUCCUUGUCUUUCUCAACCCAUACAGCAUUAAAACCUCGACAGUCGACAUCAGUCCCACCGCGAAGCAUCCCCCCGAGCCAAUCGUUGCCCCCGUUUGCGCCUUCCGGCAAUCGGAACCCAUCCUCCCGCCCGGCAUCUCGUCAUCAAUCCAGCCAACAUGCACCGAAAUCCUCCACCUCCAGCAUUGACCCCUCGGCACAAUACUACCAAGAUCCGGACGCUCGCUUGAAACUGCGGGUGUAUCUGGCAUCCCCACAAAAGUUUGAUGAAGCUAUUGAAUUUGGCUUCCCAUCCUUGGACCAUAACAAAGAGAACAUGUCCCCGGAACCGCCUUCCCCUGUCCCGGUCUCGAUCAAGUCAGAAUGUGCCGGUACCUUCUUCGAGGAGGACGAUGGCACCAUGGUGGGCAGCCCGGGUGGAUCAGUUCGGGAAGCACACGCGCCGUCAAUAGCCUCACACCCGCGGGAGAGCCCGCGACCAUCGAUGGAUACGCCGUCUUUGUUGCAAAGACGGCAGUCUUCCUUACCCGGGUCCAAAUUAGGUCCCCAGCGACUCCCAGGAAAUCGGGAGAUGACUCUAAAAAUGACAUUGACCCGACCCGAUCUCCGGACCGAGUCUCCCACACCGUCCCAGUCUCCCCAGGAGGAUCCUCUGCAAUUGGCCGCUCUACCGCCUGCCGAUCGCAACCAACACAUCUGGGAGGAUCUGGAUGAUAAUGAAGGCAUGGUCAAGAAGAUGUGGCGCAGACUGCGCCGCAGGGCUUAG
Molecule: messenger RNA, 1455 nt
Organism: Penicillium longicatenatum
Lineage: Eukaryota; Fungi; Ascomycota; Eurotiomycetes; Eurotiales; Aspergillaceae
Exons: 2
Coding region: 1-1455 (484 amino acids)
Source: RefSeq, a predicted model, not a curated record